Messenger RNA from Cercocebus atys (sooty mangabey), 4681 nucleotides. RefSeq names its product methylthioadenosine phosphorylase (gene MTAP). The coding region runs from base 202 to 1053 and encodes 283 amino acids. The transcript has 8 exons. Lineage: Eukaryota; Metazoa; Chordata; Mammalia; Primates; Cercopithecidae. The record is from RefSeq and is a predicted model, not a curated record. Gene Ontology annotation, biological process: nucleoside metabolic process. Gene Ontology annotation, cellular component: cytosol. Gene Ontology annotation, molecular function: S-methyl-5-thioadenosine phosphorylase activity.
GGGGAAGGGGUGGCGGGGGAGAUCCCACACAAGCAGCCAAUCCAGCUGUCCCGGGGAGGAAGAGGAGGAGUCAAGGCCCGCCCCGGGUCUCCGCACUGCUCAGUCCAGCUCUGUGAGGUUGGCACGGUUGCUGAUCUUCGGUCCCUUUGGUUCUCUUAGUCCCGAGCGCUCGCCCACUGCAGCUUCCUUUCCCGUGCAGAUAUGGCCUCUGGCACCACCACCACCGCCGUGAAGAUUGGAAUAAUUGGUGGAACAGGCCUGGAUGAUCCAGAAAUUUUAGAAGGAAGAACUGAAAAAUAUGUGGAUACUCCAUUUGGCAAGCCAUCUGAUGCCUUAAUUUUGGGGAAGAUAAAAAAUGUUGAUUGCGUCCUUCUUGCAAGGCAUGGAAGGCAGCACACCAUCAUGCCUUCAAAGGUCAACUACCAGGCGAACAUCUGGGCUUUGAAGGAAGAGGGCUGUACACAUGUCAUAGUGACCACAGCCUGUGGCUCCUUGAGGGAGGAGAUUCAGCCCGGUGAUAUUGUCAUUAUUGAUCAAUUCAUUGACAGGACCACUAUGAGACCUCAGUCCUUCUAUGAUGGAAGUCAUUCUUGUGCCAGAGGAGUGUGCCAUAUUCCAAUGGCUGAGCCGUUUUGCCCCAAAACGAGAGAGGUUCUUAUAGAGACUGCUAAGAAGCUAGGACUCCGGUGUCACUCCAAGGGGACAAUGGUCACAAUCGAGGGACCUCGUUUUAGCUCCCGGGCAGAAAGCUUCAUGUUCCGCACCUGGGGGGCGGAUGUAAUCAACAUGACCACAGUUCCAGAGGUGGUUCUUGCUAAGGAGGCUGGAAUCUGUUACGCAAGUAUCGCCAUGGCGACAGAUUAUGACUGCUGGAAGGAGCAUGAGGAAGCAGUUUCGGUGGACCGGGUCUUAAAGACCCUGAAAGAAAAUGCUAAUAAAGCCAAAAGCUUACUGCUGACUACUAUACCUCAGAUAGGGUCCACAGAAUGGUCAGAAACCCUCCAUAACCUGAAGAAUAUGGCCCAGUUUUCUGUUUUAUUACCAAGACAUUAAAGUAGCAUGACUGCCCAGGAGAAAAGAAGACAUUCUAAUUCCAGUCAUUUUGGAAAUUCCUGCUUAACUUGAAAAAAAUAUGGGAAAGACAUGCAGCUUUCAUGCCCUUGCCUGUCAAAGAGCAUGUUGUAAGAAAGACAAGACAUUGUGUGUAUUAGAGACUCCUCAAUGACUUGGACAACUUCAAAAUACAGAAGAAAAGCAAAUGAUCAGUAAACAUGUGGGAAAAAAUAUUACAUUUUAGAGGGAAAAAAAAACCACCAUUAUCUUCUUCCCCUAUUAAAUUUGCAACAAUAAAGGUUGGAGGGUAAUCUCUACUUUCCUAUACUGCCAAAGAAUAUGAGGAAGAAAUGGGACUCUUUGGUUAUUUAUUGAUGUGACUAUAAAUUGGUACAGUAUUUCUGGAGGGCGCUUUGGUAAAAUGCAUCAAAAGACUUAAAAAUACUGAUGUACUUUGUGCUGGGAACUCUACAUCUAGGAAUUUCUCUUUAAAACCGUAUCAGAGAUACAUACAAAGAAUUACAUAUAAAGAAGGGUGUUUAAUAAUGAUAGUUAUAAUAACAAAUAAUUAAAACAAUCUGAAUACCCAGCAAUUGGAGGCAAAUUAUGUCUUAGUUAUAAUUAGAUUGUGAAUCAGCCAACUGAAAAUCCUUUUUGCAUAUUUUAAUGUCCUAAAAAGACAUGGUUGCUCUAUAUAUGAAAUGAAAAAAGGAUGCGGUAGCAUUUUAUAGUACUAGUUUUGCUUUUAAAUGCUGUGUAAAUAUACAACAAAACUAGAAAGAAAUAUAUAUAUAAUCUUGUUAUUGUAUUUAGGGGAGGGAUACUGGGAUCAUUUUUAUUUUCUUUGAAUCUUUCUGUGUCUUCACACUUUUCUACAAUGAAUAUAAUCAAAUAGUAAAGUUGUUGUAAAAAUAAAAAUGGAUUUAGAAAGAUCCAGUUCUUGAAAACAUUGUUUCUGGUAAUGAAGCAGAAUUUAAGACGGUAAUAUUAAGGUGAAUGUCAUUUAAGGGAGUUACAUCUUUAUUCUGCAAAAGAAGAGGAUCAUUGAUUUCUGUACAGUCAGAACAAUACUUGGGUUUGCAACAGCUUUCUGAGAAGAGCUAGGUGUUUAAUACUGAGGUAGUCUAAAAGCAAACUGUUUAAAAGACUAAAGGCACAUUUUAUGGUGUCUGAUAUUUUAAGAGGUAAUGUUUGAUUCUCCUUUUUAUGAGUUAAAUUAUUUUACACGAGUUGGUGAUUUUUGCUUUUUAAUAAAGUGGAAGCUUGCUUUUUUAACUCUUUUUUAUUGUUAAUUUUAUAAAAAUGGCUUUUUGUUUUCUUCAGGUUUUUAUCAUGGGGAGAUAUUUUUCCUCAGAAUUAUUUUCUUUUCACUGUAGACUAUUACAGGAUACUUAAGGAUCCGGAUACAGAACCUUUUAUUUAAAGAGUUUGUAAAGUCAAUGUGUUUGUUUGUGUCUGUGAGAUUGACUUCAAGAUAAUAAGCUGCUGACUGUAAACAAAACAGUUACUCUCCAUUAUUAAUCUGAGUCAUUAGUGUGAGCCAUUUGGGUCAAGUAUGAUUAUGACCCUUGGAUUCCCUCAUGUAGUAUUAAAUUUCAACUCUGGUUAUCCAUUAGCAAUCCGUAGAGAACUUAAUGAACCUGAACCCAGGCUUCUCUAGCUCUGUAACCUGUGAUUGUUUUCGCUACAAUAUGGUACAUAGAUGGUACCUUACUUUUCCUCAUUCUUAGUAGGUGUCUGAAUGUCAGGGCAAAAAUAUGGGCAUUUUUCCUGCUGUGUUCAGAAAGUACAGUUCUCUCCAACUUGCAGAGGUACUUUUCUUGAUUAAAUAGCCUUCUCUAGCAACAUCAUUUUCAGACUAACCAAAUGAAUGCAGUAUACUCUUUUCUUUCACCCAAUCAUUCAUGCCUUACACAAAGCCAAUAUACUUUUCCUCAUACCUUAUGCUUGAGGAUAUUGUUGAAGAACACUUCCUGGAACACUUCUCACUUGUGAUGCUGUACUAGUUUUUUUUUAAUUAUUAUUUAAGCUAGUAUAUUAAGUGAACACCAUGGUCAGUUGUGAGCAUUUUGGUUUCCCCAAAGGAUGAAUGGUGAGUAUCAUGAGAAGCUGUAGUUUAGUGACUUAGCCCUUACUGAUUAAUAGAUUUGCAUGUACAUAGAAGCCUUUGUUGGCAUAAUCUGCUGUUGUGUUUGGCAUUGAUUUUCAUGGUUUUGAGAGUGACAUCCUGGCCCUGUGGUCCCCGAGGGUCAUGGUCCUUAUGACCUGUACCCUGUUCACUGCCCCCUUCAUUAGCAUGAGUCGCUGUGCAGGGCCAGAGGUAGCUACCAUGGCUUGGUUCAAGGAAGAAAACUCAGGGACAGUGGCACCCUCAGGAGCAGAGGACAGCGAACUUCCUUGAAGAGGGAGUGACUAAGGUGACCCCCAACCUGCCCUGAGCCAGCCACCCUGCAAGUGCCAUGUGAGCCUGCUCUGGCAUCCACAGGAUGCUCCUGGAGCCUCUUCUCUGGCUGUUACUUCAGGGACAUGGUUGUGACCACAGCAACACGUAUUUUCCAAAUAAUUAUUCAUUCUUGUGACAGUGGCCUGAACAUGUUUUUAAUUUUCUCAACAAGCAUUUAGCCAGCACUUAUCCAGUGAAACAAUUUGAUAAGGUUUCGAGGAGCAUCUGCUGGGUUAGGAAGUCACAGACUGAGGAGUUUGUGCCACAAUUUCUAGAGUGCCUCCUUGAUGUGUUUUGGCUGUGUCCCCACCCAAAUAUCAUCUUGAAUUGUAGUUCCCAUAAUCCCCACAUGUUGUGGGAGGGACCCAGUGGGAGGUAGUUGAAUCAUGGGGGUGGUUACCCCCACGCUGCUGUUCUCAUGAUAAUGAGUUCUCACAAGACCUGUUGGUUUUAUAAGGGGCUUUUCCCCCUUUUGCUCAGCACUUCUUCCUGCCAUCAUGUGAAGAAGGACGUGUUUGUUUCGCCUUCCACCAAGGUUGUAAGUUUCCUGAGGCUUUCCCAGCCAUGUGGAACUGUGAGUUAAUUAAACCUGUUUCCAUUAUAAAUUACCCAGUCUUGGGUAGUCCUUUACAGCAGUGUGAGAACAGACUAAUACACUCCUCAAAUGUUUUGAAGAUUGUUGCACCUUGGAACACCAGUGUGCAUGGAAUCCGGCUCAAUAUAUGUAUUGGCCCAGCAAGGCAAAGAACUGAAGUUUCAACAUGGAAGAACCUGUGUUGUCCUCAUAAUAGUAUAGAAUAAUUCAAGAUAGGCAAGAAGGACAGCAGUGAAUGAAGACCGUGGAAGAAAAAAAGGAAUGCCAAAGAUAGAGGAAAUCUACCAAGACUAGUAGGGUAGUCCAGAGGAAGCCGUUUCAGGGCCUGUUGCCAGCUAUGCCUUUGAGAACCUUGGGAUCCAGAAGAAUGAGGGGAAUUUCUUCAGAAAGACAAUUUCAGCGUGCAUUAUUUCUUUGUUUUGGAGAUUCACUCAUGUUGUUGCAUGCAUCUCUAGCUUGUGCCCUUUUGUGCCUAGUAGUAUUCUGUCAUAUGCCUAUCUUACAACUUGAUUAUCUGUUCACCUGUUGAUGAAUGUUUGAAUUGUUUCCAUUUGAGGAAUUUUACGAAUAAAGCUGCUAUAAGCAUGAAA